Messenger RNA from Thlaspi arvense, 750 nucleotides. The record is from the annotation of a GenBank genome assembly. NCBI's taxonomy places the organism in Eukaryota, Viridiplantae, Streptophyta, Magnoliopsida, Brassicales, Brassicaceae.
AUGGAGAUACUCGAAAUGAACAAUAUCAACAUAGUUGGUGAUCACUCUGACGCUGGUAUAGGCUUCAGUGGAACGGAGUUGGUGAUCACCCUGAUGCUGAGGCACGGAGAAGGGAGAAGACAAGUGAGAGUCAGGAUCAUCGGUUCUUUAUUAGAGGAAUACUAUUUUUCCUGUCCAAUUCGGUCCAAGCCGCUGCUUUUACUACAAGAUGGUCCAAUCUCAAUCUCCAGCUGUUGCUUUAUAAACGCGGCUUCCUCUUUCACCAUACGAACCUUCUUCUUUCGUACACAAGGCAAAGGAGACAAGGAACAGCAGUUCAAGCUCUGGUUCGACCCAACAGCUGAUUUCCACACUUACACCAUUCUGUGGAACCCUCAACGAAUCAUAUUCACCGUCGAUGGAACUCCGAUUAGAGAAUUCAAAAACAUGGAAUCUGUAGGCACUCUGUUUCCCAAGAACCGACCAAUGAGAAUGUACUCUAGUGGCUUGGUCAAAACCGAUUGGUCUAAAGCUCCUUUCACUGCCUCGUGCCGUGGCUUCAACGAAGAAGCUUGUGUUUGGUCAAACGGCAAGUCUUCUUGUCCUAAUGGCUCGAAACAGGGGACUAGUGGCUCGUGGCUGACGCAGCAGCUUGACUCUAUUGCUCAAGAGAGGAUGAGAUGGGUGCAGAAGAACUAUAUGAUCUAUAAUUACUGUACGGAUUCGAAGACGUUCCCUCAAGGUCUUCCUAAAGAGUGCUUAGCUGCGUAG